AUGCCACCACGCUGCUGCUCUCAGCCCCUCGCAGCCCCCCUUGUCAGGACAAUCCUGAACCAGGAAGCUCAGGAGACCUUUUUGCUGGCAGUUCUGAAGCUCAGCACGCCUGUCGAGGAACGAAUCUUUUGCCCAGAUCCAGCCUGCGGCCACUUUAUUCCGUCCCAGGACGGUCAUGACCCCAAGCACCCAUUCGAUCUCACCUGCUUCAAAUGCAACGGCCGCGUGUGUGUUAUAUGCAAAGGGACUGCCCAUCCCAUUGGCGAAGAUUGCCCCCAAGAUUGGGAACUGGCCGUAUUGAAGAAGAAGCAGCAAGACAAGGGAAACUGGAAGCGAUGCUACGAGUGCAGAGCCUUGGUUGAGCCGACUGAGGACUCUCCAUACAUGACCUGCCGAUGCAAGGCUCGCUUCUGCUCCGUGUGCGUAGGCAUCUGGGAUCCCACGACUGGAUGCCCCAAUCUUUGCAGCUUUGAAGAGGAACUACAGCGGCGCCGACAGAGCAAAGAGGCCAUGUCCUGCGCGAGUGAGCAGCGAUUGCGAGCCAACUCGUCGAUCCAGCAACUUGGACAAGAGCAACAAGACGAGCUGCGCCGUUUCCUGGAUUACAAGUCACAGGGAAAGGACGCCUUGCAGACACGCCACCUGAUGCAAGAGGCUGCGAUGGAAGAAAAGUACGAGUGUCAGGAGGAGAAGCUCCACGAGAGACAUGAGAGAGCCUGUACUGCGCAAGAAGAUCGCCACGUUGUCGCCGAGAUGGGGCUGCUCGAAACGCUGGAGCAAGAUGAGCUCAACAUCCAUCUCCGACUCAAGCACAUGGAGGCCUAUUGCAAUGGCCUCGGCCGCAACCCAAGCUCGUCGGCGCCAGUCAGAGUCGUCACUGAGCGAGACCUGAGAGAGCUGGGCCAGCAGUAUUACUUGCGGGACGGCAUGGGUCGCAUGCGCGAGUCGAAAAUCAAUCUCAUGAGGGAGCGACAGUCUUUCAAGAUGGAGGAGCUUCGGGCAAAACAGACAGAGGAGCUUUCGCUUUUCCUCGAUAAGAGACAGGAGGCGCUGGACAGGCUCGAAGCCCAGUGCGUCCAAGAGGAAUCACAGUUCAAUCAAGUUUUCGAAUGCCGCCAGUCACGCCUGCAGUCUCGAUGGGUGCUCGCCAUUGAGGUCUUGUGCAAGGAGCUCGAGGAGCAGAACCCCGGCCAGAUCUACCGCCGCAUUGCCACCCCACGAUGGCCCGAUGAAAGGACCCUUCAGGUCCACCAAUAA
Trichoderma aggressivum f. europaeum is the source of this 1257-nucleotide messenger RNA. RefSeq lists its product as uncharacterized. Lineage: Eukaryota; Fungi; Ascomycota; Sordariomycetes; Hypocreales; Hypocreaceae. The record is from RefSeq and is a predicted model, not a curated record. The transcript has a single exon. The coding region runs from base 1 to 1257 and encodes 418 amino acids. Gene Ontology annotation, molecular function: zinc ion binding.